UAAGGGUUAAGGUUAGGGACGUCGCAUAGAGCUAGAUAUAGGACUCGUCUUUAUAUCUGUGCCGUUAUGACAGCUUCAUAGAGUACCAUAGUACGAGUCAUAAUACCGAGCGGUCAAACAGGUAAAUGGUUUCAAUUGUUUUUCCACCAUUCAUUUUUCCAAAAGGGGACUUUAGAAACACUUAAAAUAAGGGCUGUGUUUCAUGUAGGCUUACCCUGGCGUGACGUUUUGAUAACGUGUAAAUCUCUUUAGGGCAAGGUGACUUAUCAAUAUAUUCGCCUGUAUUUACCCCCUAAAAUGAAACGCUAAUUAGCCUAUCAUAAACAACUACAAGACUGCCGAAUCGAGGCAAAGGUAAGAAUCCCUGGAUUAAUUAUCUGUUAGCUAAAUGUAGUAAUCAAUUGUAUACAUUUCUUUCAAUUCUGUGAACUGUCUUGUGCAAGUUUUAAAUUGACACAAUACUUGUCAGCAAAGGCUUCUGUUAGAGAUGAAGUGCAGCGAUUUUUGUGGUUUUGCAUGUCUACUUUGAUGCUAAUUAGUAUUUUCACAUCAAGGGUAAAUAGAGCCGAUUUAUAUUGAUACGUCACCUUGUCCGAGAGAGAUUUACAUGGUUAUCAAAACAUCAGCCUGCACGAAACACAGCCUAAAAUCCAGUUUCUAAAAUGCCCUAUGGUUAAAAUGAAUUGUUGAAAAAAUGAUUUAAAACAUUUCCCUGUUUUGACCGCUAGGAUUUGACAUCUCCACCGUGGCGCUCUAUAGAGACCACAACCCAUAGGAAUUCCCACCCAGUUGACUACUUUAAAAUGGUGGAAGCCCUCAAUGGUGGCAGGUAGCCUCGUCGUUAAAGCUCUGGGCCAGCAACCAAAAAUUGCUAGAUUGAAUCCCCAAACUGACAAGGUACAAAUCUGUCAUAACCCCUCCUAGGCCGUCAUUGUAAAUAAAAAUGUGUUCUUAACUGACUUGCCUAGUUAAAUAAAGGUUAACAAAAAAUAAAUGGUGCUCCCAUGGUAAAACGACAUGCUCUAUGGAGCAUAUUCUGGACAGCACCAGAGAGGAAGAGACCCAACUCGGCGGAGCAUCUGUCUCCAUCCAACAGGUGUCGUAUUUUCGUUGUUUCGCACACCAAGCAAGGAGUUUUUGUAUGGAGGCCAAGAAGAGUCGACUUUGGUCAACAACAACAAAAAUGAAUGGCUUACUUCCGAGCCCCUGUGACAUCACUACAGCUGAGAGUAGAGAAGACACACUGGCCAAGUGAGUGACUGAGCUGUGGCAGAGGAGAGGGGUCAACAUGGGGCUACACUCAGCCCAGAAGAAGCACUUUCCCCUGAAGGGGAUUGGUGGCGUGGUUGCCCUGUUCGAAGAGGAGCUCCGUAAAUCUGAACCAGACCUUGCCCUUCUCUCAUUGGUCCUGGGCUUUGCAGAACACUUCCUGGCUGUCAACCGAGUCAUACCAAUUAAUGUCCCGGGGGUGCGCUUUGAGCCGCUGGAGCUAGACUGCCCAAACUCCUGCUUUCCUACAGUGGAGUUAGGGAUGCUAUCGGCCCUGCACGAGCGCUUCGCAGCCCAGAUCCGGGGCGCUGUGGACCUGUCCCAGUACCGCAGGCCUGCUGGCGGGUCCAGCAGGGAACUGGUGAAGAAAGUAUCUGAUGUCAUCUGGAACAGCCUGAGCCGCUCCUACUUUAAGGACCGCGCCCACAUCCAGUCCCUCUUCAGUCUCAUCACUGGCACAAAGCUGGACAGCUCGGGGGUGGCGUUUGCGGUGGUGGCAGCAUGCCAGGUGCUGGGGCUGCGGGACGUGCACCUGGCCCUGUCCGAGGACCACGCCUGGGUCAUCUUUGGCAAGAACGGAGAGGAGACUGCAGAGGUCACCUGGCACGGAAAGGGCAACGAGGACCGGAGGGGGCAGACAGUUGCUGCCGGUGUCGGUGAGAGGAGCUGGCUGUACUUAAAGGGCUCCUAUAUGAAGUGUAACAGGAACAUGGAGGUGGCCUUCAUGGUGUGUGCCAUCAACCCCUCUCUGGACCUGCACACUGACAGCUCCGAGAUGCUACAACUUCAGCAGAGGCUUCUAUGGCUGCUGUACGAGCGAGGAGACCUGGAAAGAUACCCCAUGGCUAUGGGCACCCUGGCAGACUUGGAGGACCAGGAGCCCAUCCCUGGCAAAGAGAGCCCCCACGCCAUCCACCUUAAAGCUGUGAACUCUGCUAAGAAGUACUACAACAACGAGCACAUCUACCCCUUCAUGUACCUGGCCGGCUACCACUACAGACACAGGGAGGUCCGGGAGGCCUUGGGGGCCUGGGCCGAGGCUGCACAGGUCAUGCAGGACUACAACUACUUCCGCGAGGACGAAGAGAUCUACAAGGAGUUUUUUGACAUUGCCAACGACGUCAUCCCCACCCUGCUGAAGGAGACGGCUGCAGCCGCUGAGAGCGGAGAAGGGAGCGAGGGAGGAGAGAAGGACCAGCCCAUACAGGCCUCUGCCCUCCAGGACCCAGAAUGCUUUGCCCACCUGUUGCGUUUCUAUGAUGGCAUCUGUAAGUGGGAGGAGGGAAGCCCCACCCCUGUCCUUCAUGUUGGCUGGGCCACCUACCUGGUCCAGUCCCUCAGUCGCUUUGACCCACAGAUCCGUCAGAGGGUGUCCAUCAUCACCAAAGAGCCUGAGCCCCAGGACGACGAUGACCAAUCCAGUGAGGACCCUCGCGAAGGCCGGAGACGUGGCCCGAGGCGUGAGUCCAGACUGGAAGACCAAGCUUCCCCUCCAACACAAUCCACCCCCACCACCCCUGUCCCACCACCAACCCAACCCAACCAGGCUAAGAAAGUAGGUGGAGAGGGCGGGACGCGGCGUCGCUCUUCAGGGCUCCGCGGUGGAGACCCCGAAGGCAAGGCCAAGUCAUCCAGCCCGGUGCCCUCUCCUCUCCAGCAGCUGCCCUCCCCCAGUGGGAGUCCCCUGGUGGCCUUCCGGAGCAAGAAGAUGAAGGGCAUGAAGGAGCUGCUGUCUGCACCCAAGGUCAACGCCAGCGCCAUCAAGCUCCAGCUCACCGCCCAGUCACAGGUGCAGAUGAAGAGGCAGAAGAGCACGCCGUCAGGUGACUACACCAUGUCCUUUAUGAAGCGCCAGCGUAAAUCUCUGUAGAACAUUCCUCUAGCAUGGCUCCCAAGUCUGGUUGUGUUGUAAAGCCAACACUUAUGGUCAUUUAUCAUAAGAGUUGACUAUACAGCACACACAGAUCUGGGACCAGGCUAGACUUUCUCUUCAUUGGGAGAGAAACGAGGAGAGGCUGUCUGUAAGACAUUUCUGUUGUGCUGUGACUGUGAGAGGCGAGGCAGCACAAAAAAGACUGCCGCAUCUGCUGAGCAUUAUACGAUUUACUUUAUUUUUUAGCAAUCAUAUCAUAAGUCCCAAUAAGUAGGGCCGGGAUGAUACCAGUAUCACGAUACUCGUUAGUAUUGUGGCAAGGAAACAAAUGUCAGAAACAUAAAUCAUUAAGUUGUAGGCAUCCAGAGUCACAUUUGUUUAUUUUCCGAGCUAUAGUGUACAAUAUUGGACGUACAGCAGGUUUUGUAUGGUUUGUGUUUUCAUUUUUACCAUGGAAAAAUAUUGUGAUGCUGGCAUCGUCCGGGCCCUACCAAUAAGGCCAUACGAGGGUCGGUAAGCACAUGACGUGUGUGUUUAAGAGUGGAGGUCGUCACUUUAAUCAUGUUUGGACAUAUGUUGACCAAGUUGCUCCUUUUAAUCUUGUGAUUCAAUAAUGAUUGUGUAUCAUACAAUAAAAUAAAAUGCAGUCACUUUGUGAGGAUCAACUGAGCAGUGGCACACAUCAACUGUUGAGUUCUGAUUGACUUGUGUGGAAGUUAUUUUAAAGCCAAAGUAAUGGGUGUUUAGAUGAUGAAAACACCCUGCCCCUGGACAUUUUAUGGGAUGUGAGAAUUGCUCUGUUAAAGCAGCCAGAAUUCCAUUCUAUAUUUCAAGUCUUAACUUAAUUUUCAUCUUUUUCACUGAAAUCCCUGGAAGUGAUUUGGACUAUUACUGUGUAACAAUGUCCAACCCUGCUCUGUUGUCUCUUUCUAGGUAUUGGUUGCCUUAUACACCACCUUUUCUAUUUAAAAUUUAGGUGGCCUUUUUUUUUAGUUUUGAGACUAGCCAGAGCUGCAAUAGGCAACCUCAUGAUUAGAAAGUGACCAGAAAGACCAUGCACUGUUUGAAGGGUAUUGCUGUAGUAUUCCCAGCUACAUACAGUAGUAUUUUGCUUGAUCAUUGGUUUUAUUUGCAGGUAAUAAAAUAAUUUCAAAUAUGA
Oncorhynchus masou masou (cherry salmon) is the source of this 4301-nucleotide messenger RNA. RefSeq names its product menin-like. Gene Ontology annotation, biological process: negative regulation of cell cycle; negative regulation of cell population proliferation; regulation of transcription by RNA polymerase II. The coding region runs from base 1289 to 3139 and encodes 616 amino acids. Gene Ontology annotation, molecular function: transcription cis-regulatory region binding; Y-form DNA binding; chromatin binding. The transcript has 10 exons. NCBI's taxonomy places the organism in Eukaryota, Metazoa, Chordata, Actinopteri, Salmoniformes, Salmonidae. The record is from RefSeq and is a predicted model, not a curated record. Gene Ontology annotation, cellular component: nucleus; histone methyltransferase complex; chromatin.